Messenger RNA from Melanotaenia boesemani (Boeseman's rainbowfish), 4460 nucleotides. It is a transcript of the gene emc1, whose product is annotated as ER membrane protein complex subunit 1. The transcript has 22 exons. The coding region runs from base 75 to 2963 and encodes 962 amino acids. Gene Ontology annotation, molecular function: protein binding. Gene Ontology annotation, cellular component: EMC complex. Gene Ontology annotation, biological process: protein folding in endoplasmic reticulum. The record is from RefSeq and is a predicted model, not a curated record. Lineage: Eukaryota; Metazoa; Chordata; Actinopteri; Atheriniformes; Melanotaeniidae.
UUCACGGAACAAAAAGGAAGUCGGUCAACUUCCGCCUUCCUCCUCCUCCUGUUGAAGAACAAGCUACAGCUGCAAUGGCAAAGCUAAUUUUGCCGUGGCUGAAUUGUCUUAUUUUAUUCAGCACUGUCCAAGCCGUGUUUGAGGAUCAAGUAGGGAAAUUCGACUGGAGGCAGCAGUAUGUAGGGAAAGUUCGCUUUGCUCGUUUUGAUGCACACAUGCAGUCAUCCAAAAAAGUUCUUCUAGCAACAGAGAGUAAUGUUUUCGCUGCACUUAAUACCAGGACAGGAGAGCUCUUCUGGCGACAUAUGGACAAGAUUGGGUCAGAGGGAAACAUUGAUGCUCUUCUGCAACAUGGACAAGAUGCAGUGCUGGUUGUCGGCAACGGCCGACUGCUGCGUUCCUGGGAGGUUAAUAUUGGUGGUUUGAACUGGGAAAUUGUACUUGACUCUGGCAGUUUCCAGUCAGCAUGUUUAGUUGGACAACAGGGCACAGUUAAACAUGUGGCUGUUUUGAAGAAAACUGCCAUCUCUCUCCAUUACCUGUCUAAUGGUCAUCAAAAAUGGAUAGAAAACCUACCAGAGAGUGAAACUGUUGAUUACCAGACUGUAUACUCUGGUGGAAAUGGGGAAGUUUAUGCAUUAGGAGUUGUUCCACAUUCCCACAUUGCUAUUGUAGCCUACAGUUUGGAGGAUGGAGAAAUACUCAAGCAGGUCUCAGUGGAAGCUCCAUGGCUGUCCGACAUACCGACCAGCUGUACAGUGGUUGGCCAGGGGAUCCUGACUUGUGUAGACUCUAUAACCAUGUCUCUAUACACACUGGACUUACACGUACAAUCACAGAUGACCCAGAUCCCCCUGCAGUCACUUGGACUUGAAGUAGUCGCUGGCUUUCAUCUGUCCCUGGUGUCACACCAGCCUAAUCCAGCCCUUCAGCCGCUGCCAGAAUUCUUCCUUCAGCUUGGGCCUGAUCACUAUUUGCUUCUCCAGCUGAAUAAUGGUCAGAUAGUUACGCUGAGGGAUUUCAAACCAGCCCUGCUUGUUUCAUUUGCAACAACUGGAGAGAAGACGGUUGCUUCUGUCAUGUCACCCAAGAAUAAAACAGCUUGCAGUAUUAAUCUUUUUAAUGCUGGAACUGGACGCAGACUUCUUGACACAACCCUCAUUUUCACUGUUGAUCCAAAUGGAGGGAAACCAGAGAGGCUCUUUGUGCAAGCGUUCCUAAAGAAAGAUGAUGCUGUUGGGUACAGAGUCAUGGUGCAGACAGAGGAUCACACACUCACUUUUAUACAGCAGCCAGGGCGUGUAAUGUGGACCAGGGAGGAGGCCCUGUCAGAUGUGGUGACAAUGGAAAUGGUGGAUCUGCCCCUUACUGGAACACAGGCUGAGCUGGAGGGAGAGUUUGGCAAAAAAGCCGAUGGGCUGAUGUCUAUGGUGUUGAAGAGACUCUCCUCUCAGCUCAUCCUGCUGCAGGCCUGGGUCACUCACCUCUGGAAGCUGUUUUAUGAUGCACGCAAGCCCCGAAGUCAAGUAAAAAAUGAAAUUACCAUCGAGAACCUUUCCAGAGAUGAGUUCAACUUGCAGAAAAUGAUGGUUAUGGUUACAGCGUCUGGGAAGCUCUUUGGAAUUGACAGCAAGACUGGUGGUAUUUUAUGGAAACAUUACCUUGACAACAUCCCGUCUAAUGCUGCUUUUAAACUUAUGGUGCAACGGACGACUGCACACUUCCCUCAUCCGCCACAGUGCACACUGCUCAUCAAAGACAAGGACACAGGCUUGGCCACACUACAUGUAUUUAACCCCAUCUUUGGAAAGAAGAGUCAUGUCACACCACCUGCUCUACCUCAGGCAAUACUUCAGUCACUAAUGCUGCCACUCAUGGACCAGGAUUAUGCCAAGGUCUUGCUCCUCAUUGAUGACCAGUACAAGGUGACUGCAUUUCCUUCUACGAAGUAUGUUCUGCAGCAGCUUCAGGAGACGGCUUCAUCCAUCUUCUUUUAUCUUGUUGACUCUAACCAGGGGAGACUCUCUGGCUACAGACUAAGAACGGACUUGUCAACGGAGCAGAUCUGGGAGGUCGUCAUUCCAGCAGAGAUACAGAAAAUUGUCUCUGUCAGAGGCAAAAGACCUAAUGAGCAUGUACACUCUCAGGGCAGAGUAAUGGGAGACCGUAGUGUGCUCUAUAAGUACUUGAACCCCAAUCUACUCGCUGUGGUGACUGAGAGCACAGACUUGCAUCAGGAGCGCAGCUUCAUUGGCAUCCUGCUGAUUGAUGGUGUGACUGGUCGCAUCAUCCAUGAGGCCAUUCAGAGAAAAGCUAGAGGACCAGUGCACGUUGUGCAUUCUGAAAACUGGGUUGUGUAUGUAUACUGGAGCACAAAGUCUCGUAGGAACGAGUUCUCUGUUAUUGAACUAUAUGAAGGAAUGGAGCUCUACAACAGUACAGUAUUCAGCUCGCUAGAUCGGCCACAUGUUCCUCAGGUGCUUCAGCAGUCUUACAUUUUCCCCUCAUCCAUCUCUACCAUGGAGGCUACCCUGACUGAGAAGGGCAUCACCAGUCGCCAUCUGCUCAUUGGCUUGCCAUCUGGAGGGAUUCUGUCAUUACCAAAGAUGUUCCUUGACCCUCGCAGGCCAGAAAUGGUAUCGGAGCAAAGCCGUGAAGAGAACCUGAUACCGUAUGCACCAGAGCUAAUGAUCCGUACAGAGUGGUUCAUCAACUACAAUCAGACUGUAUCAAGAGUUCGGGGUAUUUACACCGCCCCCUCUGGACUGGAAUCAACCUGCCUGGUAGUGGCAUAUGGUCUUGACAUCUACCAGACCCGAGUGUAUCCCUCGAAGCAGUUUGAUGUACUCAAGGACGACUAUGACUACAUGCUGAUCAGUAGCGUACUCCUUGCCCUUUUCUUUGCCACCAUGAUCAGCAAACGCCUGGCAGAAGUUAAACUGCUCAACCGGGCUUGGCGAUAAAGCGAUCGUCAAAGUCCCGCACCUAAGAGCCCCGCGGCUGCACGAAGGACCUCAGUCCGAGUUAAUGAGAACGCUGAGGCCAUGCCUGAUGAAGAACACAGGCCAAAGUUCAAUACGGCCCAGAAGGAACUGCAAGGAAUAGCGGGGAGGGGGUGAAAGGAGGGGUUAGUUAAGGAUUUACAUGUUUGUUUUUUUUUAACUUAUUUUGUAAAAAAGAAAUUAUGAAAUAGAAUGAAUUUUCUUUUUUGCUACAUCAUUUUGAUUAAACGUUUAACACAUGACUACUUACAAAAGAAUGGAAGAAAUGUGAAUUUAUUCAAUUAUAGAGUUUCUACAUGUGAAAGUCAAGUACUUUCACAUGUAAGACUACGGUAGACAUUUCUGCAUUAUCCAGCAGUUCAAAUGGAAAGCGAUAAACAAUGUAGAGGUCAGAGAGUAGAUACAGGAAAACACAAACAGUGUGUGAGCAUGACUUGGUACAGUACCAUACUUAAAUGGUUAGUGUUUUAGCCUGCUGAACUGCCAUGAAACUCAAAUGCCAUAUUAAGUUGGUGGCACACGAGCUGUGAACAUAAAGUGUAAGGUGAUAAUGUAGCAUGGACAAGAAAACUUUUUUCCAGCUGUUCUGAAAACUCUUAACUAAAAGCUUAAUGUUUACACACUGCAGGGAUCUACUUAUGGCUCCUUUAUUCUACUGUGGAGAUAUUUUGAGCAAAAGCAGAUCUGACAAAGAGCUGCUUUGCUCAGAACACAAACUUGAUGCAAUAAAGAAGCUACAAGUGAGGUCUUGUGGUGUAGGAGCAUUUUUUUUGUUUUUUUUUUGUGACGGAUUAUUCAUGUUUCAGUAGGGGUGUAAAUUACAAGUUUGAUCACAAUACAAUAUUGUAUUGAUUCAGUGGAUAAGGAUUCAAUGUUUGCUGAUAUCACAGACUGCCAUGAUGUUUGACUCGAUUCAUCAUUUUACGCCUGAGCUUAGACAUUUAAAUAAAAAUUAAUAUUGUGUGUAUUGAGCUGUAAAAUCUUUACAUAAUGUAAAAGAAAGCUGAAAGAAAUUUUAAUUUGUAGACAUUAAAGCAGGAUGUAGUGUACACAAAAUAUUUGUAGAACUUGAUCAUGGAUACACACCACACCAAUCAGCAUUUUCCUCAAAAAUGGAAUUUUGCUUGUUAUAAGAAAAAAUGUAAACAAUUCCACAUCAUUUUUUAAGCCAGUUUCAUCAUCGAAUGAUUACUAUAUCAAUGUUUGAUCAUUUAAAUUUGGAUUGAUGCUGUUGGGGCAUUGAUCAAUUAAUUGAUAUAUAAAUUCAGAGUGAUGUAUUUUUACACCCCUACAACUUGGCCCAGCUUUGUUUGAUGUGGAUGUGUGUAUUUGUCUCAGCUUGUCCUGAAGACCCGUCCCACUGAAGGCACCGUAACCACCCUCACAUGCUUGACCAAGGAAAAUGACCGACAGUAGCCUUUAUUUUGCAAUUUUGAUCAAUUAAAACUUCUCUUGGGA